Rotaria socialis is the source of this 465-nucleotide messenger RNA. Lineage: Eukaryota; Metazoa; Rotifera; Eurotatoria; Philodinida; Philodinidae. The record is from the annotation of a GenBank genome assembly.
AUGUCGAUAAAUCCAUUUAACCUAACAAGAAAUUUUAAAUUGUACUUUAGUGCAUUUAGUCCCGUAUUUAUUGAAAUACCCAUCAGGAACAAUGCAACAGAAACAACAUGGGUCUCUGAUGGUAUCACUAUGAGUUAUUUAAAAGAUCGUAUUAAUGAAAUUGGUGCUGAUUAUUUUGGUGAAUUAACAACAACAACAACAACUACUACAACAUCAGCAACAUCAUUAAAUAAAAUUGAAAAUAAUUGUUAUUCAUAUCCAUCAACAAAUCUUCUUAUAGGUUUUAUCAUUGGAAUAGCUUUAAUUAUAUUGCUUUCAUCAAUUAAUCUUGUUGUUAUGAUAUCAGAAAAACGAUCGAAAUAUCGUACGAAAAUGGAAAAAAAUUCAGGUGAAUCAUUACGAUUCCAUGAAAUGUUUCCUGAUUUAAAUCAUCCAAGACAACAGCGUCAACAGCAACAAAAAUAA